Molecule: messenger RNA, 1524 nt
Organism: Dufourea novaeangliae
Lineage: Eukaryota; Metazoa; Arthropoda; Insecta; Hymenoptera; Halictidae
Product: cytochrome P450 307a1-like
Exons: 3
Coding region: 1-1524 (507 amino acids)
Molecular function (GO): monooxygenase activity; iron ion binding; heme binding
Source: RefSeq, a predicted model, not a curated record
AUGAUCCCUUUGACAGCCACCACGUGCUUUCUGAUCGCUGUCACGUUCGUGGCGCUCGCCGUGAUCCUCCUGGAUCACCUGAGAUCGAAGAAAACAUCGAAGGAAAUUAUAUUAGACGGUGAAAAGGACAGUCUGCCGGAACCACCUGGACCGAAACCAUGGCCAAUUCUAGGAUCCCUUCACAUCCUUGGACGCUACGACGUGCCCUACAAAGCUUUCGCCGACCUUGUCCGGGACUUCGACUGUCAGGUGAUCAAGCUCCGAAUGGGAUCCACACCGUGCGCGGUCGUCAACGGAUUGGAGAACAUCAGGGAAGUGCUGACCACCAAGGGACAUCACUUCGAUUCACGGCCGAACUUCGUCAGAUAUCACCUGCUCUUCGGCGGAAACAAGGAAAAUUCUCUUGCUUUCUGCAACUGGUCCGACGUACAAAAAGGCCGCAGGGAGAUGUUACGCGCCCAUACGUUCCCGCGCGCGUUCUCCGCCCGUUACAACGAGCUGAACAAAAUCAUCGGCGCCGAGAUGGACAAUCUAGUCGGCUAUCUGGACUCCAUGGCUGGCAAGAGCGUGCACGUGAAACCGUUGAUACUGCACAGCUGCGCGAACAUAUUCAUCACUUACCUGUGCUCGAAGAAGUUCCAUCUGGAGCACGCUGGUUUCCGUAACAUGGUCGAGAACUUCGACAAGGUGUUCUACGAGGUGAACCAGGGCUACGCGGCUGACUUUUUGCCGUUUCUGAUGCCCCUUCAUCAGCGUAACAUCGCCAGAAUGGCGCACUGGAGCCACGAGAUCCGCAAGUUCAUCCUCGACAAUAUCAUCAACGAAAGGGUGGACAGCUGGAACGGUCUUGUGAUGCCUGAACGGGAUUAUCUCGAUUGUCUGGUGAAUCACGUGAAGACAGACGCUGAACCGUACAUGUCCUGGAACACAGCGUUGUUCGUCAUCGAAGACAUCAUCGGCGGGCAUUCGGCUAUUGGUAAUCUUCUGGUGAAGGUUCUUGGAUUCAUCGCUACUCGGCCAGACGUGCAGAGGAUGGCUCACGAGGAGAUCGAUUCUCUAAAAAUCGCUGGUAACUACGUGGGACUGGAGAACAGAGGAUCGUUGCCCUAUGUCGAGGCAAUCAUUCUGGAAAGUAUCAGAGUAAUCGCCAGCCCUAUCGUUCCUCACGUCGCCAAUCAGGACAGUUCCAUCGCUGGUUACAGAAUCAAAAAGGACACGUUCAUCUUCCUGAACAAUUACGAACUGAACAUGUCCACGGAACUGUGGACCUCGCCGGAGGAAUUCAUGCCGGACCGAUUCGUGCAAAACGGAAGACUCCUAAAACCGGAACACUUCCUUCCGUUCGGCGGUGGAAGAAGAUCCUGCAUGGGCUACAAGCUUGUACAAUACGUGACCUUCGCGGUGCUGGCCACGUUGCUGAAGAACUACAAGAUCGUGCCCAUGGAGAAAGAGAAUUACACGAUACCAAUCGGAAAUCUGGCGUUACCGGAAAGAACGUACAGCGUGCGAUUCGAGAGACGAUAG